AUGAACGGCAUGGAGUCUCCAAAGAAGCCGAUUGUGAAAAUGUGCGGAAAGUGUCGUCAGCACGGAGUGGAAGCGCAAUAUAAAAACCAUCAGAAUCACUGCCCAUUUAUGGAGUGUCCUUGCAAAAAGGUGGGAUAAAUUUUCAAUUCUUACUAUCAGUCUGUCGGGAAAAUAAUGAGCCCAAUGUCGCUGUGAGAUAAUAUAGUAACUAGUGGCAAUUAAACGACAUAAUAGAGCCUCUACGACGCCUGUAAAGGUAUUAUCUUAAGGCGCUGAACAUCUUGACUCUGUUUAUCAUUCUGUCGGGAAAAUGAUGAGCACAAUGCCGCUACGCCAACCGCGUUUUUGAAUUAAAAAGCAAUUUGAUUUUGCCGCGACACAAUUCAUUUUCUCCACGACUUUCAAUGCCAUAGAGUGCUCAUUAUUUUCCCAACAGACUGAUAUUUUACGGUUACUCUCUUUUUCCAUGUAGAUUCUUCUAAUCAAACUUCUUUUCAGUGCCUUUUUGUCGACCGCUACCGUAAGCGCAUCCGCGAGACCAUUCGUCGUCUGAAAUUGAAGCGACUUCAAAAAGAGCGACAAGAAGCCGAGUCUUCACUUCAGUAUGCCCCAAAUUCCAGCACCGCCUCAACGACGUCGCUAUUUUGCGACGCGAAGUUCCCAAUCUUUUUGCCCACUUCAACGACUAACCUGGAAUGUUUCUCUCAAGACUCUUGCUCUCACAACCCUUUCGCGGAUCUCAUGAGUAAUGCCAGCAAUUCAACGGAGUCUCAGCCACUCCUUGAAUUUGUUAACUUUCAAAACUUUCAAAAUACUCAGCCCCGAACCAGUAACUUGCAAUUAGUUCCCACAAAUGCCAAUGUUGCGUGUGUUUCCUCGGGCAAACUCAAGAUGGUCCCGGUGUUUUAUUGCGAUCUAAGCCAAAUUUGUUCUCCUUAUAUUCGUCUGGACAGUGAUUUGAGCGCAGCGCCGACGUUAAGUCAGCUGAGGCCCAACGAGCAGCCAAUGUUUGUGUAA
Bursaphelenchus xylophilus (pine wood nematode) is the source of this 1017-nucleotide messenger RNA. The record is from the annotation of a GenBank genome assembly. NCBI's taxonomy places the organism in Eukaryota, Metazoa, Nematoda, Chromadorea, Rhabditida, Aphelenchoididae.